AUGGCCACACCGGCAGUACCGGCGAGCAGCCCUCCCGCCACUCCGGCCCCGGCCCCGGCCCCGGCCCCGACCGCGGCCACGACCCCGGCCCCGGCUCCGACCCCGGCCGCGGCUCCGGCCCCGGCGCCGGCCGCAGCGCCCGCUCCGGCUCCGGCUGGAGCCGCGACUCCGACCCCGGCCGCGGCCGCAGACCCCGCGGCCGCCGCGGCCACGACCCCGGCCCCCGGCCAGACGCCAGCCGCGGCGCCGGCCCCGGCGCAGACCCCGCUGCAGUCGCUGCCCGGGCCUGCUCUGCCCGGCCCCUUUCCCGGCGGCCGCGUGGUCCGGCUGCAUCCGGUCAUCCUGGCCUCGAUCGUGGACAGCUACGAGCGGCGCAACGAGGGCGCGGCCCGCGUCAUCGGGACCCUGUUGGGAACUGUUGACAAGCACUCAGUGGAAGUCACCAAUUGCUUCUCCGUACCCCACAAUGAGUCAGAAGAUGAGGUGGCUGUUGACAUGGAAUUUGCUAAGAACAUGUAUGAAUUACACAAGAAAGUCUCUCCAAAUGAGCUCAUUCUAGGCUGGUAUGCUACAGGCCAUGACAUCACUGAGCACUCAGUGCUGAUCCAUGAAUAUUACAGCCGAGAAGCCCCCAACCCCAUCCACCUCACAGUGGACACAAGCCUCCAGAAUGGCCGCAUGAGCAUCAAGGCCUAUGUCAGCACUUUAAUGGGUGUCCCCGGGAGGACCAUGGGGGUGAUGUUCACACCUCUGACGGUGAAAUACGCGUAUUAUGACACUGAGCGCAUUGGAGUGGACCUGAUCAUGAAGACCUGCUUCAGCCCCAACCGUGUGAUCGGCCUGUCCAGCGAUUUGCAGCAAGUGGGAGGGGCAUCAGCUCGCAUCCAGGAUGCCCUCAGCACAGUGUUACAAUACGCAGAGGAUGUGCUGUCUGGAAAGGUGUCAGCUGACAAUACCGUGGGCAGAUUCUUGAUGAGUCUGGUCAAUCAAGUCCCCAAAAUCGUCCCUGAUGACUUUGAGACCAUGCUCAACAGCAACAUCAAUGACCUGCUGAUGGUGACCUACCUGGCCAAUCUCACGCAGUCCCAGAUUGCCCUCAAUGAGAAACUCGUAAACCUGUGAAUGGACGUGACAGCUUUCCUGCCUGACUGGGCCUCACCACCAGGCCGCACCGUGGUGUGAAGUGAGGUGGUUUCUCUGGUUUGGUCACACUGAGUCAGCUGUUUGUGACUUUUAAAUAAAAAUGACUUGUCUUUUAUAAAUGA
This is a messenger RNA of Sorex fumeus (smoky shrew), 1265 nucleotides long. RefSeq names its product eukaryotic translation initiation factor 3 subunit F (gene EIF3F). NCBI's taxonomy places the organism in Eukaryota, Metazoa, Chordata, Mammalia, Eulipotyphla, Soricidae. The coding region runs from base 1 to 1122 and encodes 373 amino acids. The transcript has 8 exons. Gene Ontology annotation, molecular function: translation initiation factor activity; metallopeptidase activity; translation initiation factor binding. Gene Ontology annotation, biological process: translational initiation. Gene Ontology annotation, cellular component: eukaryotic translation initiation factor 3 complex, eIF3m. The record is from RefSeq and is a predicted model, not a curated record.